AUGGCUUUAGAAGAUUAUAAAGAAGUUGUGGGAUUUUGUGCCAUGUAUACUACAAUGGCACAAAUGUUAUCUGGCACAUUUAUAUGUCGCAAUAUACAUAAGAAAGGUUCUGCUAGAGGAGUUGAUCCAAUGCCUUUCCUUGGUACCAUAGGAUUGUGUAUAUUGAUGCUUCGAUACGCUUGGAUGUUAGGUGAUUCUAACAUGAUAAAUAUUAAUAUAUUUGGUUUAUUGACAAAUAUGAUUUAUAUGAUAAUUUACUAUUAUUAUGCACCAAAUACGAAGGAGGUACUUAAAUUAAUAUAUAAAGUAACAAUCUUUGUUGGAAUUUUUCUUGUCUAUGCACAAAUGGAACAUCCAGCAAAUGUUGAAUUUAGAUUCGGUAUUGUGGUUACAGUACUUCUCCUUCUUUUAAUUGCAGCUCCUCUUGCGCAUCUUAAAAAUGUUAUAAAAACGAAAAACACAGAAAUUCUUCCAUUUCCACUUAUAUUUAUGGGUACAUUAGUUUCAUUUCAGUGGUUAUUGUACGGCUUUAUCAUUGACAAUGUUUUUAUUAUUUUUCAGAAUGCAAUUGGUUUCAUUCUUAAUAUAGCUCAGUUAUCUUUGUUCGUGAUAUUUCCAUCUAAAAAAUCACAAGUUGACUUAUUGAAUGACCACAGAAAGGAAAAUUAAUUUUUUUAAUUUUUUAAAUAAAAAAUAUUUUUUAUUU
Messenger RNA from Atta colombica, 706 nucleotides. Its product is annotated as sugar transporter SWEET1-like. The coding region runs from base 1 to 669 and encodes 222 amino acids. Gene Ontology annotation, cellular component: membrane. NCBI's taxonomy places the organism in Eukaryota, Metazoa, Arthropoda, Insecta, Hymenoptera, Formicidae. The record is from RefSeq and is a predicted model, not a curated record. Gene Ontology annotation, biological process: carbohydrate transport. Gene Ontology annotation, molecular function: sugar transmembrane transporter activity. The transcript has 6 exons.